This is a messenger RNA of Pygocentrus nattereri (red-bellied piranha), 3101 nucleotides long. It is a transcript of the gene pla2g4aa, whose product is annotated as phospholipase A2, group IVAa (cytosolic, calcium-dependent). Gene Ontology annotation, cellular component: nucleus; cytosol; endoplasmic reticulum. Gene Ontology annotation, biological process: glycerophospholipid catabolic process. The record is from RefSeq and is a predicted model, not a curated record. Bases 161 to 2413 code for a protein of 750 amino acids. Gene Ontology annotation, molecular function: calcium-dependent phospholipid binding; calcium ion binding. NCBI's taxonomy places the organism in Eukaryota, Metazoa, Chordata, Actinopteri, Characiformes, Serrasalmidae. The transcript has 18 exons.
CUCCAGUUUGUCAGAGAGUUGGGAGAGGAAUGUGCUGUACCGGUGGUCAUGUUCUUAUCCUUCGUUAAAGAGCUGACAGAUGCUUCCCAGGACAAACAGUGGGGGGCUUUUCUGACCCCUAAAUGUGUUUCCUCGCUGUGAUUAUUCCAUUACCGACACAAUGUCUGCCAUAGACCCCUAUCAGUACAUUAUAGUAGAGCACCAGUAUUCUCAUAAGUUCAGAGUGACUGUGGUGAGAGCAGAGAAUGUCACUAAAGGAGCGCUCGGGGACCUGCUGGACACGCCAGACCCAUAUGUGGAGCUGUCAAUCCCAACAGCUCCAGAGUCGAGAAAACGAACACGGCACAUAGACAACGACAUCAACCCAAAAUGGAACGAAACGUUUGACUUCCUGCUGGACCCCAAACAGGAGAAUGUGCUGGAGAUGACAUUAAUGGAUGCUAACUACGUGAUGGAUGAAACUCUGGGCACGGCUACUUAUUCCAUCGGCACACUCAAAAUAGGGCAGCCAGAGACUGUAACCAUGUCUAUUGGCAAGACCACCAAGGUGUACCUACAGCUGUUGCUGGAAGUGUGUUCAUCCACUGACCUGCGCUUCAGCAUGGCCUUGUGUGACCAGGAGAAACUCUUCAGGCAGACGCGCAGAGACAGGGUCAUGCUGGGCAUCAAGAAGCUGCUCCACAUGGAGAACCCGCGCUUUCUGCCCAGCUCGCAAAAAGAGGUGCCUACCAUAGCCAUUGUGGGGUCAGGAGGCGGUUUUCGGGCCAUGGUCGGCUUUUCUGGCGUCAUGAAGGCUUUGUAUGAGUCUGGAGUGCUGGACUGUGCGACCUAUGUGGCUGGACUGUCUGGAUCUACAUGGUACAUGUCCACUCUGUACUCUCACCCUGAGUUUCCAGCUAAAGGCCCCCGAGAGAUAAACGAGGAGCUGAUGAAGAGUGUGAGCAACAGUCCUCUCAAACUGCUGAUGCCCCAGCACAUCAAACGCUACAUCAAAGCACUGUGGAAUAAGAAGGCAGCCGGACAGCCGGUCACCUUCACUGACAUAUUUGGGAUGCUGAUUGGAGAAACGCUCAUUCCAGGGCGGAUGGACACAAAAUUGAGCUCCAUGCAGGAGAAGAUUAAUGAAGGUCAGAGCCCCUUGCCUCUCUUCACCUGCCUGCACGUCAAACCCAGAGUUUCUGAGCUCAUGUUUGCCGACUGGGUGGAGUUCAGCCCGUACGAGAUUGGCAUGGCCAAGUACGGCACCUUCAUGCCCCCCGAGCUUUUCGGCAGCAAGUUCUUCAUGGGCAGCGUGGUGAAAAAGUACGAGGAGAACCCACUGCACUUCCUCAUGGGUGUGUGGGGCAGUGCGUUCUCUAUCCUGUUUAACCGGGUCCUGGGGGUGAAGGAGACCACAGACGGCAGCACAAUGGAGGAAGAACUUGAGCAAAUUAAACUCGAGCAGAUUGUUGGAAACGACUCAACAGAUAACGAAGAGGAGCCUCGGAGGGCUGGUACCGAGAGUGCGGAAGUGGAGGAUGAGCGUCAGCGUCACGCUCAGGCCAGUUGGGUCCAGUGGAUGUUCUCGUCUGUGGUGGGCGACUCGUCUCUCUUUAACACGCGUGAAGGUCGAGCAGGGAAGGUUCAUAACUUCAUGCUGGGCCUGAACCUGAACUCCACCACACCCUUCACACCCUGCAGCGGAAUCAUGCACCAGGUCUCGGUGGAUGAGGAGGUGGACGCCAUCACAGAUCCCAAUGAAUUCAAGGACAUCUAUGAGCCUCUGGACGUCAGGAGUAAGAAGAUUCACGUGGUGGACAGCGGUCUGACCUUUAACCUCCCCUACCCGCUGAUCCUGCGUCCACAGCGGGGCGUCGACCUCAUCAUUUCCUUCGAUUUUUCAGCCAGACCUGGAGACUCCAGCCCUCCAUUUAAGGAGCUGUUGCUGGCGGAGAAAUGGGCACGGAUGAACAAGCUGCCAUUCCCCAAGAUUGAUGUGAAGGUGUUUGACAGAGAGGGGCUGAGAGAGUGCUACGUUUUUAAGCCCACCAGAGGGGAAAAGCACUGCCCCACCGUCAUCCACUUCGUCCUGGCCAACAUCCACUUCAGAGACUUCAAAGCCCCGGGAGUACCCAGAGAGACGGAUAAGGAGAAGGAGUUUGGUGACUUUGAUAUAUUUGAUGAUCCUGAGACUCCUUAUUCCACCUUCAACUUCCAGUACUCCAACCAGGCUUUCAGACAGCUGCACGACCUGAUGGAGUUCAACACACUCAACAAUAUCGAGGUUAUAAAAGAUGCCAUCAAAGACAGCAUUCUCCAGAGACGAGAGAACCCAUCCCGCUGUUCAGUUACUCUCUCGCUGAAUGAGAUUGAAAACAAGAGGUUCCUGAAACGUGAUUCCAGCAGCAUAAGAAAGGACGGCCCGAAGAGAUAACCCGAAAAACAGCCAAAUCAGCCUGCAGGGGACCUGCGCUGAGGCAUCAGCAUCUGCUGGACAAUAAGUUAAAAAUGUACAUAAUGAAGCAUAACUGGAGACCCUUCUUCAAAGUUGGGGAAUUUUGUUGUUUUGUGAACUUUUUCACUCAUGUUUGGGGAGAUUUUCUUCAGUUACAGGCUUUUCUACAGACCCCUAUAAGGCCAUUACUAAGCAUUACCUGAUGCACUGCAUUGCACAUCUGUCUAAAGGAAUAGAGGAUCUUUGGCUGGAGGUCCUUUGAGAUGUGAAAAGGAUCCACACAUAGUUCAUAUUUCAUCACUGUCCAAAGAAAAACAAGUAUCUACAAAAUAGUAACUUUACAGGAGAGAGCCGAAACGGCCUUCACUUUUAAUGUAAGUCAGUGUAAAGAUAUUUUAUUCCAGGUCAUUUUAGAGCAUUGCUGUUAGUCCAUUCAUCAUUAAAUUCUCACACAAUGUAAAGGACAGCUAGUGUGUUCAAAUGAUACAUGUUUUUCUUUGAACAGCCACAAUUUGCUGUGUCCCAACUGUGUACUAAACACUAAUUUCAUGGGCUGGAGGUUAGCGAACCAGCCCUGUGAUCGGAACGUCGCUGGUUCGAUCUCGUGAGCCGACAGUCCAUGACUGAAGUGCUCUCGAGCAAGACACCUAACCCCCAACAGCUCCCC